This is a messenger RNA of Patiria miniata (bat star), 1283 nucleotides long. Its product is annotated as eukaryotic translation initiation factor 4 gamma 1-like. The transcript has 10 exons. The record is from RefSeq and is a predicted model, not a curated record. The coding region runs from base 184 to 1182 and encodes 332 amino acids. Gene Ontology annotation, molecular function: mRNA binding; translation initiation factor activity. Gene Ontology annotation, cellular component: eukaryotic translation initiation factor 4F complex. Lineage: Eukaryota; Metazoa; Echinodermata; Asteroidea; Valvatida; Asterinidae.
GGUAUGUUUCGGCGUAGCGCUGAAUCUGACUGAACACUCACUGUAGGCCUGUCUAGUGUUAGCCUGAGAAAUCCACAUUACUGAGUUCUGCUGAAGCGACUGCUAUAAAUGAUGUACUAGCUGUUCCGGACGAUUCUGUGGAUUGUUGGGGUGAAAAGUUGGGGCCCGGCCAUACACUGCGCAAUGGCAGUCAAACCAGUCUCUGCCUCCCGUGAACUCAGCGAAGGCGAGUUUGAGAUGAAGGCUAUGGGGAUGAUCGAGGAUUACCUCAAUAUCAGGGACAUUGAGGAAGUCAUCAUGUGCCUGAAUGAGCUGAACUCGCCCAGCCUGAUGCACGUUGUAGUCCGCGCAGCCAUGAACUGCACGCUAGAGAAGAACCAGCAGGCCAGGUACUCGGUGGGUAUGCUGUUCCACAAGCUGCUGAAAGCAGGCCACCUCACCAAAGCAAAGUUUGUGGAUGGUUUCAAAGAGGUAUUGAUGUAUGCCGAUGACAUGGUGCUUGAAAUCCCUCGAAUCUGGAGACACUUGGGGGAGAUGAUUGGCGCCACAUUCCGAGACAACUCGCUGUCGUUGAAGCUGCUAGCCGACAUGAUGGAACCGGUCCGGGCCGUGGACAAGGCUGGGGACCUCAUGGCUGAGAUUCUACGAACAGCCGUCAAGUUAAAUGGUGCUGAUGCUGUAGGUGAGAUGUGGCAGUCGUCGGGCUUCACGUGGGACAUGUUUCUACCCAUCGGAGUAGAUGUCAAAGAAUUUGUAAAUAGGAAGAAAUUAGACUUCACAGUAUCAGUCUCCGCCUCCCCUGAACUCAGCAGACGCCAUUCAUCCGAGGAGCCCAAGAAGGUCAUCCAGCCAGUUUUGCAGACCAUCAAGCUGAGCACGGCCGGUGAGAAUGCAUUGAUGCCAGACGAGGACAUGCCUUCAGGUGACAAAGAAGCUAUAAGACCAAACCAGUGGAGCCCCAUGAAUCCGCAAGUCAGGAAGCAAUACACUCGCGACUUUCUGCUGCAAUUUCGGCAAUACUGCAUAGACAAACCAGAAGGGCUUCCACACAUUCCAGACAUUGUGCUGGACAAGGCUGACAUAAGGCCUCCCCGCAGUUUUGAUCCCCCAGGCUACAGCAGAGGAGGGACUGACUUCAUCCCAGAGUAUCUCAUGUCCCCCCGCAGUGGUCCGGACUACUAGGACACGUCUUCAAUGUCCUCUACGACGAGGAUGUCAUACCCGAGGAAACCUUCUAUGCCUGGCAGGAGAGCUCGGACCCCAACGAGAAUCUGGGUAAAAGC